This is a messenger RNA of Myripristis murdjan (pinecone soldierfish), 5856 nucleotides long. RefSeq names its product calcium channel, voltage-dependent, T type, alpha 1H subunit a (gene cacna1ha). The record is from RefSeq and is a predicted model, not a curated record. NCBI's taxonomy places the organism in Eukaryota, Metazoa, Chordata, Actinopteri, Holocentriformes, Holocentridae. Gene Ontology annotation, molecular function: high voltage-gated calcium channel activity. Gene Ontology annotation, biological process: calcium ion import across plasma membrane. Gene Ontology annotation, cellular component: voltage-gated calcium channel complex; membrane.
ACGUGGUUCGAGCACGUGUCCAUGCUGGUGAUCCUGCUCAACUGUGUGACCCUGGGGAUGUUCCAGCCCUGCGAAGACGUCUCCUGCCAGUCGGAGUGGUGCCUCAUCCUACAGGUGUUGGAUGACUGCAUCUUUGCGUUCUUUGCCGUGGAGAUGGUCAUCAAGAUGGUGGCUCUGGGCAUCUUCGGCUCCAAGUGUUACCUCGGCGACACGUGGAACCGGCUCGACUUCUUCAUCGUCAUGGCAGGGAUGAUGGAGUACUCUCUGGACGGCCAUAACGCCAGUCUGUCUGCCAUCCGCACCGUCCGAGUGCUCCGGCCGCUGCGGGCCAUCAACAGAGUGCCAAGUAUGCGUAUCCUGGUGACGCUGCUGCUGGACACUCUGCCCAUGCUGGGAAACGUCCUCCUGCUCUGCUUCUUUGUCUUCUUCAUCUUCGGCAUCGUCGGGGUCCAGCUGUGGGCGGGGCUUCUGCGCAACCGCUGCUUCCUCGGCGAGGACGUCCGAACAAUAUACAACCUGUCCAUAAGUCCCUACUACAUGUCUGAGGAAGGUGAAGACAGUCCGUUCAUCUGCUCGGCUCCCCGCGAGAAUGGGAUGCUGCGUUGCCACGAUGUGCCCGCCUACAGCGAGGGCGGAGCCGAAUGCUCUUUGGCUGCUCCCCCCAGGGGUUCAGCCCUGAUUGGAUCACCCCCUGUGGUGGGCGGGGCCAGUGUCAACGGCUGUGUGAACUGGAACCAAUACUAUAAUGUCUGCCGCCCCGGGGACAUCAAUCCUCACAAGGGCGCUGUCAAUUUUGACAACAUCGCCUAUGCCUGGAUAGCCAUUUUCCAGGUCAUCACACUGGAAGGAUGGGUAGACAUCAUGUACUAUGUCAUGGACGCUCACUCCUUCUACAAUUUUAUAUAUUUUAUACUGCUCAUUAUAGUGGGCUCUUUCUUCAUGAUCAACCUGUGCCUGGUGGUCAUCGCCACCCAGUUCUCAGAGACCAAGCAGAGGGAGAACGCCCUGAUGAGGGAGCAGCGCGCUCGCUACAUGUCCAAUGACUCCACGCUGGCCAGCUACAGCGAGCCGGGCUCGUGCUACGAGGAGAUGCUGCGCUACGUCAGCCACCUCUACCGCAAGUUAACGCGCAGGGUGCAGAGGAUAUACUCUGGCUGGCACAGUAAACGCCGUAAAAAGGUGAACCCUAACGGCAGCGGUGGCGGCGGGAACGGCGGCGGGAACGGACACGGCCACGGUUUCAGCCGGGGCUGCGGAGGUUCGGGUCCGGCCAGCGCCCCGUGGCUGAGGCCCAUCCACAACCUGCUGCAGCAUCAUCAGCACCACCACUGUCGCCUCAGCAACGGCGGGCAGCACACCAUCACCGUGGUGACCACCGAACAUGGGGAUGGAGGAGCGGAGGAGAUGGAGAUGCGGUCGUUUCCUGUCCAGGGAGGAAGCGGCAAUGGAAAUAGCGGUAGCGGUAGCAGCGGCAGCGACCCGCCUGUCGUCAGCCAUGGCAUGGGGGCGUUGCUGGGGCGACUGAACGGAGGGAUGAACUAUCCGACCAUCCUGCCGUCGUUUGUGUGCAGCUACAGCAGCAAGACGCCGCCUCCCCACUCCCAGCAGUGCAGGCCCAGUCAAGACCAGCACCCACCCAACCACCCAUCCUCAGAGCACUCAGAGACACUGAGCAAGCUUCACCAGCUAAUGGAGCAGCACAGUCGCCAGAGGCUGCUGUACCAGCUGGCAGGCGUGGUGCCCAGCCCUCUGCUGCUGGAGCUGCUCAGCUGCCCGCUGUGCGCCCGCACCCUGGAGACGCUGGAGCUGGAGCUGGGAGACCUGGAGGCAGGCAGGGGGGAGGCCGACAGAGUGCACGACUUCCCCCAGGGCGGGGAUCUAAGAGUCGGGCGAGGUCGAAGCAGGCGGCGGGGGGUCGUGGAGCACAAGAACCGGGUGGUUCAGGCCUGGGUGGACUUCAGGGAUAAACUGAAGAGGAUCGUGGACAGCAAAUACUUCAACCGAGGGAUCAUGAUCGCUAUCCUGGUCAACACGCUCAGCAUGGGGAUCGAGUACCACGAGCAGCCCGAGGAGUUGACAGAUGUGUUAGAGAUCAGUAACAUCGUGUUCACCAGCAUGUUUGUCCUGGAGAUGGUCUUCAAGCUGCUGGCGUUCGGCGUGUUCGGCUACAUCCGGAACCCCUACAACAUCUUUGACAGCAUCAUCGUCAUCAUCAGUGUGUGGGAGAUCAUCGGGCAGGCGGACGGCGGCUUGUCGGUUCUGCGUACGUUUCGUCUGCUAAGAGUUCUGAAGCUGGUUCGCUUCCUCCCGGCCCUGAGGAGGCAACUGGUGGUGCUGAUGAAGACCAUGGACAACGUGGCCACCUUCUGCAUGCUGCUGAUGCUCUUCAUCUUCACCUUCAGUAUCCUGGGGAUGCACCUGUUUGGUUGUAAAUUCAGCCUCCAGACGGAGAACGGAGACACCAUCCCUGACCGCAAGAACUUUGACUCCCUACUCUGGGCCAUCGUCACCGUAUUCCAGAUUCUGACCCAGGAGGACUGGAACGUCGUGUUGUAUAACGGCAUGGCCUCCACCUCGCCGCUGGCUGCUCUCUACUUCGUUGCCCUCAUGACCUUCGGCAACUACGUUCUCUUCAACUUGCUAGUUGCCAUCUUGGUGGAGGGCUUCCAGGCUGAGGGGGAUGCCAACCGGUCAGAGUCGGAUGAUGAGAAGAAAUCAGACAACUUUGAGGAGGAUGAGAAGGUAGAGCAGCUCAGAGACACAGAGCUGAAGAUGUACUCUCUGAUGAUGACCGCCAACGGCCACGUUGACCCUCGUGGCUUAUCGGCGCCUCCCAUAAUCAUGCGGACGGCAGCCACGCCAAUGCCCACUCCCAAGAGCUCACUGGGCCCUGAGUCCAUCCUGGGGGAGGAGCUUAUCCAUGGAGAGGCGGGGCCUCGGUACGGUGAAGGAGGAUUAGGGUUUUCCGAGGCAGGGAUUGGGCAUGGAGACUCUCGACGUGGAAGCUCCGCCUCCAUGGACCCGUCAGCCUACGACCAGCGUUCCCUGUGCCAGUCGAGUCCCGGGCGGCGCUCACCCCUCCCCCGCGGGCCCGGCAGCUCGUGGGGAAGCCGUCGCUCCAGCUGGAACAGCCUCAGCCGAGCGCCGAGCCUCAAACGGCGGGACACCAGCGGAGAGAGGGAGAGCCUGCUGUCCGGAGAGGGACGAGAGGAGGAGGACGGCGGGGAGGACGAGGUGCAGGCGGUGGUCGGGGUCGGGGGAAGCGGUGGCCGGCUGUGUCCAGCGUCCCUGGAGCUGCUGCAGGCGUCCACUCUCUGCCCGGCCAUAAUUGCAGAGUACGGCGACUGUAACGGCAGGACCCUGACCUACGACCCCAACAUUAGCUCUGACCCCAAGGAUGACUCCUCGCCUGAGGACGACAUGGAGGACGAUAGUUCUUUGUGCUACCGGAUCAAGAAGGAGCUGCGUAAAAAGAAACCCCGCUGGUGCCGAGAGCACGAAGACUGGGCCCUCUACAUGUUCUCUCCAGAGAGCCCGUUCCGUGUGUGGUGCCAAGGCAUGAUCUCUCACAAGCUGUUUGACCACGUGGUUCUGGUCUUCAUCUUCCUGAACUGCAUCACCAUCGCCCUGGAGAGACCAGAUAUACAGCCUCACAGCACGGAGAGAGUGUUCCUGAGUGUGUCCAACUAUGUUUUUACUGUGAUCUUUCUGGCAGAGAUGACUGUCAAGGUGGUCGCUCUGGGUUUCUGCUGCGGGAAGCAGAGCUACCUCCAGUCCAGCUGGAACGUUCUGGAUGGCUUGUUGGUGUUUGUGUCUCUGGUCGACAUCCUGGUGUCCAUGGCCUCCUCCGGCGGGAACAGGAUCCUGGGCAUCCUGAGAGUCCUGCGCCUGCUACGCACACUGCGGCCACUCAGGGUGAUCAGUCGAGCCCCGGGGCUGAAGCUGGUCGUGGAGACUCUCAUCACCUCUCUGAGACCCAUCGGGAACAUUGUGCUCAUCUGCUGCGCCUUUUUUAUUGUCUUUGGCAUCCUGGGGGUGCAGUUGUUCAAAGGGAAGUUCUACCACUGUGAGGGUCUGGACACCAGAAACAUCACCAACAAGUCUGACUGUCUGCAGGCCAACUACCGCUGGAUACGACGGAAGUACAACUUUGACAACCUGGGGCAGGCUCUGAUGUCUUUGUUUGUGCUGUCCUGUAAGGACGGCUGGGUCAACAUCAUGUAUGAUGGGCUGGACGCAGUGGGAGUGGACCAACAGCCUGUGAGGAACCACAACCCGUGGAUGCUGCUCUUCUUCAUCUCCUUCCUCCUCAUCGUCAGCUUCUUCGUCCUCAACAUGUUUGUCGGCGUGGUGGUGGAGAACUUCCACAAAUGCCGGCAGGACCAGGAAGAGGAGGAGGCGCGCCUGCGGGAAGAGAAGAGGCUUAAAAUGAUGGAGAAAAAGCGCAGGAAGGCCCAGCAGAGGCCCUACUAUGCGGACUACUCCCCCCUGCGCCUCUACAUCCACACACUGUGCACCAGCCACUACCUGGACCUCUUCAUCACCAUCAUCAUCUGCAUCAACGUCUGCACCAUGAGCAUGGAGCACUACAACCAGCCGCAGUACUUAGAGGAGGUUCUGAAGUACUGUAACUACGUCUUCACUGUCAUCUUCGUCAUCGAGGCUUUGCUGAAGCUGGUGGCGUUCGGGAUACACAGGUUCUUCAAAGACAGGUGGAACCAGCUGGACCUUGCUAUCGUGGCUCUGUCCAUCAUGGGCAUCACACUUGAGGAGCUGAAGAUGAAUGCAGCACUGCCCAUAAAUCCCACCAUCAUCAGGAUUAUGAGAGUCCUCAGGAUCGCACGAGUGCUGAAGCUUCUGAAGAUGGCCACUGGGAUGCGAGCUCUGCUAGACACCGUCAUGCAGGCGCUGCCUCAGGUGGGAAAUCUGGGUCUGCUCUUCAUGCUCCUCUUCUUCAUCUACGCCGCGCUGGGAGUGGAGCUCUUCGGCAAACUGGAGUGUAACGACAAUAACCCAUGCGAGGGUCUCAGUCGCCAUGCUACCUUCGAGAAUUUCGGGAUGGCCUUCCUCACACUGUUUCGAGUUUCCACUGGAGACAACUGGAACGGGAUUAUGAAAGAUACGCUGCGAGAGUGUCACCCAGAGGACCGACACUGCCUCAGCUACCUGCCCCUCGUCUCCCCAAUCUACUUUGUCACCUUUGUGCUCAUGGCUCAGUUUGUGCUGGUCAACGUGGUCGUGGCCGUGCUGAUGAAGCAUCUGGAGGAGAGCAACAAGGAGGCGAAAGAAGAUGCAGAGAUGGAUGCAGAAAUCGCCCUGGAGAUGGAGAUGGAGAGACACCGCAGGCUAAGCUCCGCCUCCAACAGCUCAAUCGGAGGGACCUAUGUUGGGCCACGCCCACACUCACCUGGACAGGAGGAAGAGGUGCAGUACGGCGACCAGGACCUGCUGUCUCCAAGGAAAAUGUCUGUGUCCAGGAUGCACUCCCUGCCUAACGACAGCUACAUGUUCCGACCAGUACGGCCCGCCAGCGCCCCCUACCCUCUGGAGGAGGUGGACCUCAGUCCCCAGCACCAGCACUCAGGCUCGGUGACGUCGGUCCACUCCCAGCCGUGUGAGAGUCGUGCUCUGCUGCAGGUCCCGGGCGUCUCGCCCUCUCGCCCUCGGCCUCUUCCCUCCCUCACCCUGCCCCGCAUCGCCCCACCCACGCCCAGCCCCUCCCCGCGGGCCCUCCGCAGACAGGUGGCAGUUAAAUUGGAUUCUGUGGAGUCCCAGGGUUGUGAGCAUCAGGAGAGGUGCGACCCUCUCCAUCUGCCUCCCUCCUCCCCGUCUCCCCUCCCUCCUCCUCGCCGCUCC